AUGGCCGGUGGUCUCACCAAAUACCGCCAUCUCGGCCGCAAGUCCUCGGCGCGAAACGCUCUGUUGCGAGGCCUCGUGACAUCCCUCGUCCAGCACGAACACAUCCAAACCACAUACGCCAAGGCCAAGGAGGCUCAACGGAUGGCCGAGAAGCUCAUCACCCUGGCCAAGCGCGACAACGAGCCCUGCCGGCGAUCAGCGCAAGGAAUCCUCUAUCUGCCUCACAUUCAUCUGCCGAAACUGUUCGGGCCUCUAAAAGAGCGAUACAUGCAACGCGAGGGCGGCUACACCCGCGUUGUCCGCACGGAGCCCAUGAACACCUACGACCAGGCGGAGAGCGCCGUCCUCGAAUUCGUCGACGGGCCCCGCGACUCGCGCUUUAUGCUGACGGCCAAGACGGUGGCACGCGACCGCAUGCUCGGCCAGGCGCACAGGGACUUGACGGUCGAGAAUAUCGACAAGGUGACAAAGCAUCGCGGCAAGGCUGAGUUUGAGGCCAUGGUCAAGAGAUACAUGGUCAAGGAUAUCCAACGUAACCGCGAUAACACCCGCGAAACGGCGCCAAAACCGAAUGUCGCUGCAAGUGAUGUCGAGUAG
Molecule: messenger RNA, 597 nt
Organism: Cordyceps militaris CM01
Lineage: Eukaryota; Fungi; Ascomycota; Sordariomycetes; Hypocreales; Cordycipitaceae
Product: 50S ribosomal protein L17
Exons: 2
Coding region: 1-597 (198 amino acids)
Biological process (GO): translation
Cellular component (GO): mitochondrial large ribosomal subunit; ribosome
Molecular function (GO): structural constituent of ribosome
Source: RefSeq, a predicted model, not a curated record